AAGUCGAUCAGCAAUCGACUCAGAAUGUUGCAAUCUGGAGCACUGCAGAAUCUGGGGCUCAUCCUUGUGGUCUACUACACGGGUUGGAUACUUUAUGCGAGGUGGCUCCAUCCCUUGGCCCGAUUUCCUGGACCUCCCUUGGCCUCGAUCUCUCGACUAUGGGUCAUCCUGCAUGUCGCCCGAGGGAAUGCAGUAGCUGAGCAGAGAGAGCUGCAUCGCAAAUACGGAGCUAUCGUUCGCAUCGCACCAAACGAGCUCAUUAUCAACGAUGCGCGAUCGUUGAAGACGAUCUACGGGUUCAAUUCGGGAUUCACCAAAACCGAUUUCUACCUGCCUUUCCGUUCCCCUUUUGCACGAUAUCCUGACCACUUCAGCGCGAUCGAUGAGCAGUUGCAUGCCAAGAGGCGACGGAUUGUGAACCAGAUGUACUCGAUGACCAAAGUUCUACAGGCAGAGAAGUAUGUAGAUAAUUGCAUGGAUCACCUGCUCGAGAAGUUCGAGGAGCUCGCCCAACAGGGUGCCACGAUCGACUUCUAUCAGUGGGCUCGGAUGUAUGCAUACGAUGUUGUUGGGGAGUUCUUCUUUGGUCGACCUUUCGGUUUGCUUCAGAAAGGACAUGACUUCCUGGGCUACACGACAGCCACAGAUUUUCUUAUCCCCGUCAUGGCGGUGGCUGGCGUCAUGCCCUCUUAUGUUCGAUCACUUUUCAUGCUUGGGGGCCUUAUUUUCAGCCGGACGAGAAAAGCUUUCAAGGCAUUGGAGCAGCUUGCACACGCAGCCGACGUCGCGGUCGAAGAGCGUAUGGAUAAUACAAAAAAGAUAGACGGACUUCCAUGGCACCCUGACCUCCUCAGCCGGGUCUUUGAAAUCUACUACCGAGAAGGAGAGGCCUUAGACUAUAAGGUGAUCGAUGUGAAAAUGGAGGCUUUUGGCGCUUUCUUUGGUGGAAGUGAUACGACGGCUAUAUCAAUGGCGAGUAUCAUUUUUUAUAUCCUGAGAGACAGGGAAAUCUACGGGAAGGUGCUUGAUGAGAUCGAUACUGCGACUUCCAAGGGAGCUCUGAGCGUGCCGCAUAUUGCUUACCGCGAGGCCGUGAAGUUGCCGUUCCUUAGUGCAUGCAUCAAAGAAGCCAUGAGAGUCCACCCUAGCACAGGACUGACACUUCCACGGCUUACACCCAAGGAAGGAAGCCUGAUAUCUGGCUACAGGGUUCCCGGAGGUGCUCGGAUCGGUGCGAAUGCUGUUAUUGUUCAAUCGGAUAAAUCUGUAUUCGGGGGAGAUGCAGAUGAGUUCCGGCCAGAACGAUGGCUGCAUUCAGGGGCUGAUGGUUUAGCGCAAUAUAGUCUUCAAUUCGGGGCGGGCUCUAGAACCUGCAUGGGGAAGCAUAUUGCCAUGUGCGAGAUCUACAAAGUGAUACCACAAAUUCUUCGAACCUACCAUCUAGAGCUUGACUCGCCGGUCAAGCCCAGCCUUCGAACGACAGACUACUGGUUCCAUAAACCGAUCGAUCUCAAUCUCAAAUUGCGGCGACGAGAGGUUCGAUGCCCUAAUUAGAUUCACUGAAAAGCUUGUAUGAGUGGCUACAAACGCACGCUGGAAUUCGACAAGAUCUAAACGCUUCCCUCCCACUUGAACUUCUUGAUGUCUUCAAUUUUGACCUCGUUGAUCUCGAAGACC
Molecule: messenger RNA, 1677 nt
Organism: Aspergillus homomorphus CBS 101889
Lineage: Eukaryota; Fungi; Ascomycota; Eurotiomycetes; Eurotiales; Aspergillaceae
Product: cytochrome P450
Exons: 8
Coding region: 25-1554 (509 amino acids)
Molecular function (GO): iron ion binding; oxidoreductase activity, acting on paired donors, with incorporation or reduction of molecular oxygen; monooxygenase activity
Source: RefSeq, a predicted model, not a curated record